Molecule: messenger RNA, 528 nt
Organism: Prosopis cineraria
Lineage: Eukaryota; Viridiplantae; Streptophyta; Magnoliopsida; Fabales; Fabaceae
Exons: 3
Coding region: 1-528 (175 amino acids)
Source: RefSeq, a predicted model, not a curated record
AUGGCUGCAACAUUCAAUUGCAUUCAUUCCAUUAAUCAAUCUCGUGAGGAUUGGAAGAUCAAAGUACGCAUUGUUCGAUUGUGGUCCAUUGCUCCUCAUGCUGUUUCAAACGAGCCUACAUCACUUGAGAUGGUUUUGCAGGACGAAGCUGUGUGUGAUCGAAUUAGAGCUUUUGUUAGGAAAGGAGUUGCUCGUCACCAUUCUCGAUUUCUUCGUGAAGGUCGUGCCUUUAUUCUCACGCAAUUUGGUGUUGUUGAGAAUUCUGGAUCAUACAGGACCACACACCACGCUUUUAAAGUGAUGUUUCAAUAUUCGACUACUGUGCGACCUGUGGUGGAUAACAAUAAGAUCCAUUCUCAUGGCUUCUGCUUUACCCCAUUUAGUGAUAUCAUAUGCGAUAUCAUAAGGAGACUUGCUGCAGUUAGGGAGAUUCAAAAAGUUGUUGUCAAUGGACAACAGGAGCAAAGGCUUGAUAUAUUAUUGGAUGAUGAUAAGUAUAAAGAUCUGCUUACCUUUAUGUGUUUUUAG